This is a messenger RNA of Nerophis lumbriciformis (worm pipefish), 1269 nucleotides long. The record is from RefSeq and is a predicted model, not a curated record. NCBI's taxonomy places the organism in Eukaryota, Metazoa, Chordata, Actinopteri, Syngnathiformes, Syngnathidae.
AUGAUGGAAGAGAGCGGGAUUGAGACUACACCUCCAACAAGCCCGACACCACUAAUAAAUGCAGCUGUUUCAAGCAGCCCUCCACCAAUCAACAUGGCUCCAUCAAGCCAUCCUUUCACUGUAGGCACCAGCUCAGUGUCCAUUAAUUCCCCCUCAACCAGUGCUCCACUCGCUCCGGCUUUUACCAGUCCCAUGACUCCGCCAUCCAUCUUUCCUCCUCCUUCUUCAGUUGCCACCCCCUUCAGCACCAAUGUUUCUAUCUCGGGUCCUCCCCUGCCCUCUUCCACUGGACCACCUCCUUUUCCUUCUAGUGCACCGCCAGUUGGGCCUCCUAUUUCCAGUUUUUCCAUGAGCGCAGGAUAUGACAUCACUCGGGGUCAUGCGGGUCGAACACCGCAAACACCGCUGAUGCCAUCUUUUUCUAGCCCGACCGCUAUUCCGGGUGUGGUGUCGAACCCUAUGGUUCAGCAACCUGCUAUGACUGGAGGUUUAGAUGCCAGAUCCCCGAUCACGUUCCCUGAGGAGCAGGAAGAUCCCAGAGUAUUCUCAGACCAGGCUGGUGGAGGAAUAUGGGGAUUUUUUAAGGGCGUCGCUGGGAACCCAGUUGUUAAAACAGUCUUGGAUAAGACCAAGCAUUCAGUAGAGUCAAUGAUUACCACUCUAGAUCCUGGCAUGGCUCCGUAUAUCAAAUCUGGAGGGGACAUUGACAUUGUGGUGACAUCAGAUAAAGAGAUGAAUGUUGACGCAGUACGAGAUGCUUUUCAGGAGGUAUUCGGAAUGGCCAUGGUUACGGGGGAGAUUGGUCAGUCCAACAUUGCACCACAGCCUGUUGGCUAUGCAGCGGGCCUUAAGGGGGCUCAGGAGCGCAUUGAUAGCUUGCGAAGAUCGGGUGUGAUCCACGAGAAGCAGCCAGUGGUCUCAAUGGAAAAAUUUAUUGCUGAGCUCUUUCCUGAGAAGUGGUUUGACAUAGGCUGUUUGAUCCUAGAGGACCCUGUUCAUAACACCAAAGUGGAGGUCUUCACCCAGGCAACGCCAGUGGCACUAGAAUAUGUCCAACAGGCUCAGUCCCUAACCCCACCCGACUAUAGCCUUCGUUGGUCCGGUCUUAUGGUUACAAUAGGUGAAGUCCUAGAACGCAGCCUGCCCAACACCAAUAGGACGGAAUGGCUUCAAGCUAUGACGGGGAUGACACAACGACAGAUGAUCUACAGUGCUGCCAAAGCAUUGGCUGGAAUCUACAAACAGAGGAUGCCACCCAGGACUGAAUGA